Colletotrichum truncatum is the source of this 1599-nucleotide messenger RNA. Its product is annotated as het-s domain protein. Gene Ontology annotation, molecular function: protein kinase activity; ATP binding. The record is from RefSeq and is a predicted model, not a curated record. Gene Ontology annotation, biological process: protein phosphorylation. NCBI's taxonomy places the organism in Eukaryota, Fungi, Ascomycota, Sordariomycetes, Glomerellales, Glomerellaceae.
AUGUCGGUUGAACUGGUAUUAGCAGCUGUGUCCGCAGCGGACCUGUGCCUCAAAUAUGGGAAAACUCUCAUGAGGGUAUAUCGAGACAUUAAGGAUGCCAAUGAAGCGGUGCAAUCCAAACUGCUUAUUGUAGAAGCCAUCUGGAGCAAGACCGCCAUCCAAGUCGAGUUCGUGAAGAGAGUCGCUCAGGUGCUAGAUGAAGAGCACUGUCGGAUACACUUGGAAGUUCUCGAAGUCUUGCAAAGCAAGUUGACUGUUGCCGUCAAGAAGAUCGAGUCGGUGGUCAAGACUGGGCCUGAAUCAGGUGUUAAGAGAUGGAAGUAUGCUCGGCUUCGUGAAGUGAUUGAUGACUCCAUUGAACAGUUGCAGCAGUGGCAAAGCAUUUUCGACCCGACAUGGUAUUUGAUACUUCGUAUGGGCAACAAGUUCAUUGAUGAUGAGUUAUCAAAAACAACGGAUGUCGCACAAGGCCGCACUUCAUCAGCUUACCCGAUAUCAAGUUCCGGUGCAACUAGCAACACUCUUUCCUCGGCGCAAAGUUUUCGAAAAGCACUGAAAGGAGAAGGAGCAUGCGAUAUACACGUCACCUUACCAGAAAGCGGUCUUGAUUGGGGCAGCGUCAGAAAGAUAGAAUACUCAAGCACUGCUUUGAUUCAACGGAAAGGCUCGGAAAAGAUGUUCGCUAUUGAUACCAUCGUCUGCGACACGUCUUACGACAUUUCUCGGUUGAGAGCAGAUACCGAGGGACUUGCAAAGAAGCUCAAAAAGGAAGAAAUUCGUGCGUUUGGUCUGCUUUCUUGCAAAGGGGUCAUCAAAAAGAAGAACCCAGAAACCCAACGGCUCGGCUCCAUGUACUUGGCCUUUCAACUACCCCAUCACGGCGAACAUAAUAUGCCGGUUAGCCUGCGUCGUCAUCUCCUGCAAGAUCGGAGUUGUAGUUUGAGUCGAGUACUCGAUGUUGCAAAGCAGUUGGCAAGAGCUGUCAGCUUCGUCCACACGUUCGACUUCGUGCAUAAAAACAUCCGCCCAGAGACGAUUCUCGUCUUUCCAGACGACAAGUCUGUCCCGCAUUCGCAGCUCGGCUCUGCUUUUCUCGUCGGUUUCGAUUCUUUUCGCAAUGUUAACUUUCACACAAUGAAGGUUGGCGAUAAGGCGUGGGAGCGAAACCUCUAUCGACACCCAACCCGCCAAGGCAUCCAAGCUCAAGAGUCAUACAUAAUGCAACAUGACGUAUACAGCCUGGGAGUAUGUCUACUCGAGCUCGGGCUCUGGGAAAGCUUUGUCAACUUCCAGCUGGAGGCCGAUGGCAGUACAAUCCCGGGGCCGAAAUUGGGGCUGACUCCGAGCGACUUUGAUUUCCAGCCCGGAAAUGUUGCCCAGACGCUGAAGAUCAAAGAACAUCUGGUGGAAUUGGCGAGAAAUCGGCUUCCGCCUAAAAUGGGCGAUAUAUACACUUCUGUUGUUGUCACCUGCCUCACAUGCCUUGAUGAAGAUAAUGAUGACUUUGGAGGUGAGGAGAUGCAAGACGAAGAUGGCAUCUUGGUGGGUGUACGCUUUAUAGAGAAGGUCCUAUUGAAGCUUGGGAGUAUUUCGAUGUAG